AUGGCGAGCCUGCCUCGAUACGAACCUGGAAUCUUCUGGAGCCCCCACAAGUUUAUUCCUCCUUACAAUAAGGGCCGCGACGAACUCGACGCGUACAUUCAGCGCUUCGAGCGGGAGGCCACGAGCCAGGUUGGCGAUGCCACAGUGGUAGAUCAUGCUAGGAAAACGCUAAACUUCGGAGGAAAAAGUCGCUUGACGGGUGACGGCUACGGCGGUCUUAAGGACAUUGACAUCACGAGGAUCACGAUGUGGCCGCUGCUGUUGCCACUGCUGGCGGUGUCAAUGGCGGCUUCCCUCCCGGUUCUAGACGGGCAAGACGACGACGCACGGGAAUGGCACUUCAAGAUGAGCCUAACCAAAGUAGCGACGAAGCUCCGGGAAUUCGUCCAGGGGGCUUCCCGUCUCUCUACGGACCACCACCACAUGCCAAGCUGUGGCAUCUGUAGCUGGGCUGCCGGCAGUGUGCUCAAAGAUAUACGUCGUGGUCUGUCCAAGGACGUGAUCGCCGACAACCUGGACCAUGAAUGUAAGCUGUUUGGUCUCGCCGGCUCAGAACGCGUCUGCGACGGACUCAUCAGCAACUUCAAGGACGAGUUCUUCCACGUCAUGAAGAGGACUACACUGAGCGCUCACGAAGUAUGCAGCUCAGUACUUGGCCAAGACUGUGGGGACAAAGGGGCGCCCAACUGGACCAUCACACUACCCAAGACGAGGAAGCCUAAUCCCGUGCCUCCGACACCCCAGCGGGAUGCUCUGAAGCUGCGCUUUCUGCACGUUACUGACACGCACGUGGACAUGCGAUACGCGGAGGGCAGCCGAGCCGACUGCCCCGAACCCCUGUGCUGCCGCGAGGACAACGGCAAGGCCCACUGGCUGAUCAACGUACCCGCUGGCCACUGGGGCUCUCUGCACAAGUGCGACUUGCCUGCCAGGACGUUCGAGAACAUGCUCCAAGAAGUGCGGGAUUACCACAAGGUGGAUUACGUGAUAUGGACAGGAGACAUGGUGCCCCACGACGUCUGGAACACGUCCCGGGAGGGAAACAUCGCCCUGGCAAAGUACACAGCCGACACCAUCGCCAAGUUCCUGCCCGGCGUGCCAGUCUACCCGGCCGUAGGCAACCACGAGGGUCAUCCUGCCAACUGUUUCCCGCCACCCGAGGAAAAAGGAAACAUGUCAGCCUCUUGGAUCUUCGACGCCCUCGCUGAUCAGUGGUCUCGAUGGCUGCCUCCCUCGGCCACCGACACCGUACGAAGGGCUGGUUACUAUUCAGCGAGACCGUACCCAGGACUGAAGAUCCUCUCCGUGAAUACGAAUUACUGCAGCACCUUGAACUGGUGGCUCCUGAUAAAUGCCACAGAUCCGGCGCAGCAGCUCGAAUGGCUCGUGGACGAACUACAAGAAUCGGAAGACAAAGGCGAGAAGGUUCACAUCAUCGCGCACAUUCCUCCUGGUGGCUCUGACUGCCUGCACGUAUGGAGUGAGAACUACCAUCGCAUCCUGGAAAGGUAUGAAUCUACAGUCCGUGGCCAGUUUUUUGGACACACGCACAAUGAUGAGCUUGAGGUGGCCUACGACUCCACGGACACCAAGCGAGCGCUCGGGGUGGCUUUUCUCGGACCGAGCCUGACAACGUACACCUCUGGACACCCAGCAUUCCGAGUUUUCACUAUGGACGGCGGUUACCCUGGAGCUUCCUGGUCACUCCUCGACCACGACACGUACCUGCUGAACUUGACUACGGCCAAUGCGCGUCCUGAUUUGCCACCAAAGUGGGAGCUUGAGUACAGCGCGCGUAAUGCGUACAACAUGACCAGUCUUCAACCGCAACAAUGGGACGCUGUGCUCAGGAAGAUGGAACACGACGACAAACUUUUCGACAAGUUUUAUAGAUUCUACCACAAGGGGGCACCAAAGAAGAAGCGCUGCAAACGUUCGUGCCGGAAGAAGCUUUUGUGCGAGCAAAGGACUGCCGUCUCGUCUGAUCUCAAACUUUGCUAA
Molecule: messenger RNA, 2001 nt
Organism: Rhipicephalus microplus (southern cattle tick)
Lineage: Eukaryota; Metazoa; Arthropoda; Arachnida; Ixodida; Ixodidae
Product: sphingomyelin phosphodiesterase-like
Biological process (GO): ceramide biosynthetic process; sphingomyelin catabolic process
Cellular component (GO): lysosome
Molecular function (GO): acid sphingomyelin phosphodiesterase activity
Source: RefSeq, a predicted model, not a curated record